AUGGCAUCGCUGGCAGGUGGCUUGCGGCACCUGAGGUGUCAUGGCCAACUUGUGAAGCCACAAUGGCAGCAGGUUCUCGCGGUACGGCCAAAAAUCGCUCCGAAGAUGGGGAUGCGACAAAUGACGGUUGAAUCGAACGGACCAACGAGGUCUGCCGAUGCUCCAACAAGCACAGAGCCGAUCACACUACCAUUCGUGGGUGUUCAUCAUGCACGACAGGUUCCGACUUCACCUUCAUACUUCACCAGAGAGCCCCGUUUCAACGACCUCUACAUUCGCCUCACUCAGUUAUUAAACAAAUAUCACCGCCUGCCGACUCUGCCCGCCAACGAGGCACCUACGCUCCCGUGGAUGAAAGUAGACCAAAUUAGACAGCAAUUGGGCGAGCCCGUCAAGUCUUCUCACUUUGCAAAAAUGAUCCGGGUCGGAAAGCGCUUAAAUCUGAUCGAUCCAAGCCUGCGCCCGAAUGAAAUCGACAUUGUCCUCCGUCAGCUUACCCGAAAUAUUGAUCCAUAUGUAAACAAUAUUCGGCCCAUCACGAUCGACAAGUUUGGCCGUGCUAUUGGUGUUGGCAAGAGAAAGGAGUCGACGGCUCGAGCAUUCGUUGUGGAAGGCACAGGCGAGGUUCUAGUCAACGGCAAGCCUCUCAAUGAGAUCUUUGGGCGUGUGCAUGACCGGGAGAGUGCUCUGUGGGCACUGACAGCGACCCAAAGGAUGGAUAAAUACAACGUUUGGGCUCUUGUAAGGGGAGGUGGAACCACUGGACAGGCUGAGGCACUCACUCUGGCCGUUGCAAAGGCUCUGCUGGUUCACGAGCCCGCUUUGAAGCCAGCUCUGCGCAAAGCCGGCUGCGUCACAAGGGACCCCAGAGCCGUGGAAAGGAAGAAGCAUGGCCGUGUAAAGGCUCGCAAGAGUCCUGCAUGGGUCAAGCGAUAA
Clonostachys rhizophaga is the source of this 936-nucleotide messenger RNA. Lineage: Eukaryota; Fungi; Ascomycota; Sordariomycetes; Hypocreales; Bionectriaceae. The record is from the annotation of a GenBank genome assembly.